Drosophila eugracilis is the source of this 1489-nucleotide messenger RNA. RefSeq names its product solute carrier family 2, facilitated glucose transporter member 3 (gene sut3). Gene Ontology annotation, biological process: monosaccharide transmembrane transport. Bases 5 to 1438 code for a protein of 477 amino acids. Gene Ontology annotation, molecular function: hexose transmembrane transporter activity. The record is from RefSeq and is a predicted model, not a curated record. The transcript has 5 exons. Gene Ontology annotation, cellular component: membrane. NCBI's taxonomy places the organism in Eukaryota, Metazoa, Arthropoda, Insecta, Diptera, Drosophilidae.
UGGUAUGGCCGAUGGAAAGCAGGGCUGGACGGCCCUGUUGAUGCUCAUCUGCGUGUGCAUCACCGUGGGCAGCGUCAUUCCCAUCGGCUAUGCAUUUGGCGUGGUAAAUGCUCCAUCUGUGUUCAUCAGAUCGUGGAUAAUGGAGUCGGCUCUAACCCGGUAUUCAUCGCGGCUGGGUGAUUCUCAGAUAACUAUAAUGAUGUCGGCUGUGGUCUCCAUAUUCCUAAUUGGCGGCAUGAUGGGGACCCCAUUUGCCCCCCUAUUUAAUGCCCGCUUAGGACGUCGAGGAAUUCUGACGCUCAGUGGAUUACUAAUGCUGGUGUCCUGCAUCUGUCAGCUCUUCUGCCGGAUGGCCAACUCCAUCGAGAUGCUGCUGCUGGGUCGUCUGAUCGCAGGACUGGCUGCCGCUCUGAUCUACGCCACCCAGCCCAUGUACUUGGUGGAGUUGGCCCCAGUGGAACUAAGUGGCAGUGUGGGUGUCUUUACCUGCAUUGGGAUCACCGGAGGAAUCGUUUUGGGUCAAAUUUUUAGCUUUGAUUUUUUUCUCGGAACUGAGAGUCUAUGGCCUUAUGCUCUGGGCGCUUCAGGAAUAUUUGUGAUAGUAGGAUUGGCACCCAUUUUUUGGUUCCCGGAGAGUCCUCGCUUCCUAAUGUCACAGGGCAAGAAGGAAAAGGCCAGAGUGGCUCUAAUGCGUCUACGGAGGGAUGAAGGACGAGUAAAUGCGGAGAUGGCGGAGUUUGAAGUCGCGUCCGAGGCGACGACUCAAAAGGUGACCUUAAGGCAAGUCCUAGGCAACAGUAAGUUCAAGAUGCCACUGAUCAUCGUAAGCUCCUUUCAUUUCGUCCAGCAGAUGAGCGGCAUCAGUGCGAUUUGGUUUUAUUCUGUGAAUAUUUUCACCCAUGCUGGAUUCUCUACGAAGGUUGCUUUAUGGCUUAACUUCACUUUAGGAUGCGAGAAUUUAUUAAUCGCCCUUUCGGGUCCCUUGUUGAUGAGGAGGUUUGACAGACGCCUACUGAUGAUGCUCUCGUGCCUUUUGUCCGCCAUCUUCUUGGCCCUGCUGAUCGUUGGUCUACAACUUAUGUUAUCCAUUCAGGAGUUUUCAAUUGGAUGCAUUGUCUUCCUGUCUCUGUAUAUCGCUGCUUUUAACCUGGGUCUGGGGCCCAUUCCAUAUUUCAUUGGAUCAGAGAUUUUCGAAUCACCGCCGCGUCCUUCAGCAAUGGCCUUUGGAAGUUUUUUCAACUGGCUUGCUAACUUUCUCCUCAACAUGGUCUUUCCCACCUUGAACUCGGCCAUAGGACCAUAUGCUUUUCUUAUAUGUGUCGUGUUCUGCAUUUAUGGGUUUUUUCUGACCUGUCGGUAUCUGCCGGAAACGAGAAGCCGCGAUCCCAAGGAUGUGGCACCGCUGAUGGAGAAUGGCUUUAAGUCCAAGAUUAAAUAGGCCUUGUAAAUAUUUUUAUAUGUUUUCGGUCAAUUUUCAUAAAUUUAAAAU